Messenger RNA from Penicillium subrubescens, 1158 nucleotides. RefSeq names its product sugar phosphate isomerase/epimerase family protein. The transcript has a single exon. The record is from RefSeq and is a predicted model, not a curated record. The coding region runs from base 1 to 1158 and encodes 385 amino acids. Lineage: Eukaryota; Fungi; Ascomycota; Eurotiomycetes; Eurotiales; Aspergillaceae.
AUGUUGUCUACUUGGCCUCCAGCAAAUAUCAAUGAGUUUGGCAUCGCUACUCUGUCUCUCGGAAACUGGAGGGAGCACCCGCUCACUCCCCGGCUCGAGGCAGCUGCAAAGGCUGGCUACCAAUGGAUUGAUCUCUUCGACGAGUGCUGGGCUGCCUAUUUAGAGGAGCAUGGACUGCCUGGCGAUGAUCUUUGGGAGCCGACUGCCGAGAAUCUUCGGGUCGCACGCCAGCUAGGUGAUUUAGUGAAGUCGAUGGGAAUGCGCAUUGCCUGUACGCAACCUCUUCGCAAGAUCGAGGGGAUCAAGGAUCCCGUUGAACGCCGAGCGACACUUAACCUGGUUGCUAAGCGUUUUCCUUUUAUGCGAGCGUUUGAUACCGACCUCGUAUUCAUGUGUGCCAAUAUUCGCAACGACGACGGUGUCACCUCUGAUCUAAAAACGGUUGCUCGAGAUCUCGCAGAGCUCGGUGACAUGGCUGCUGAAUAUUCACGCAAGGAUGGAGGGCGGAUGCUGAAGAUCGGUUACGAGGGCCUCUCCUGGGCUACAAGAAAUACAUGGUCAGCCUCAUGGGAAGCUGUGAGGUUUGCCAACCGUCCAAACGUCGGGCUGAUUAUCGAUGCAUUCAAUAUCUUGGCCGUGGAGUUUGCAGACCCUUACAACCCAGCAGGACAUGGACGCAUUUAUCCAACUCUUGGUGAAUCUCUUGAAGUUCUCACUGGGUCACUUGCAUCUCUAGCCUGCACCGUUCCUGGAGAUCGAAUCUUCUUUUUCCAGUGUGGUGACGCGGAGCUUGUCAAUCCUGCGGCAUUUCAUCCACCGACAGAUCCAACCACUCCAGCUCUCCUUCCUUGGUCAAGAAGCCAUCGCCUCUAUCCUUUGGAGCAAUCGCUUGGGGGCUAUAUGCCCUUGGAACUGGUAGCUGCUGCUGUGUUUGCGACGGGUUAUACAGGACCCAUGUCCCUCGAGGUCUUCAAUACGUCUUUGGACCAACCUGGGAGUGACGUCGCAAGUGUCCAUGCUUCUCGGGGUAUCAUCAGUCUACAACGGUUGGCGGAGGUUGCGAGAGCGUUGCCUCCUUUUUGGCAGAGUCAAGCCGAUGCACAGCAAGCGAUAUCUAAGGUCACCCGACGCUUGCGAGCAUCGAGUCAACGGCUAUAG